This is a messenger RNA of Paramormyrops kingsleyae, 3435 nucleotides long. RefSeq names its product solute carrier family 8 member 1b (gene slc8a1b). Gene Ontology annotation, cellular component: sarcolemma; axon; postsynapse. Gene Ontology annotation, molecular function: calcium:sodium antiporter activity. NCBI's taxonomy places the organism in Eukaryota, Metazoa, Chordata, Actinopteri, Osteoglossiformes, Mormyridae. The record is from RefSeq and is a predicted model, not a curated record. Gene Ontology annotation, biological process: sodium ion transmembrane transport; calcium ion import across plasma membrane; cell communication.
CGGCGGAAAUCGGAAAAUAUUCGAGCAGUCGACAGCUGGGUGAGGGGUGGGGGGAGAGAGGGAAGGAGAGAGCGAGUUGGUCACAACUCCGCUUCACGGGCAGCGCCGCAGAGCCCGGCGCCUCAGUCUCUCUUUUGCCUCCGACUAGCUCGGCAGCCCGCUCCCUCUGGCCGCUCAGAAAAUAAAGAAUGAGGAAGAGUUGCAAUUGCACCCUUUUGUACUCGGAACUGCAGAUCCGCUGAUAACAUCACUUAUCUGAUUAUUCCGACCAUACCGGUUUAAAAAAAGCGCGUGUGCAUGGGAAUCUCGGAGGCUUCCGCAGCUCUUCCUGCUUUCGUAUAAAAACCAAAACGAAUGCAAGCGGUGGUGCCACUUACGCCUGCCGCUACUGCCACCGCUACCAGUGCAACGGCUGCAUCCACUACUGACACCAUCCUCUGCCGUGUGUGAUUUCGGAGGAAAGGCGUGGGAAUAGCUGGACAGUAGAAUUCUUGUUGGCAUCAUGGAACGGUCACAGAUGUCAUUCUUUCUGUCCUUUGGUUUUAAGCUUGCCAUUGUACUGGCAGUCUUGUUCUUAAAACUUCCACAUGCCGCUUCAGAGAACCCAGAACAGACCCCGGAUCCAGAAAUGCAUCCGACUAUGAACAGCUCCUCCAGCUGCACUGGAACCUAUGAGUGUGCACCUGGCGUGCUGCUGCCGGUGUGGGAGCCCCAGAAUCCAUCUUUUGGGGACAAAGUGGCGAGGGCUACGGUCUAUUUUGUGGCCUUGGUUUACAUGUUCCUGGGAGUUUCAAUCAUUGCCGACCGCUUCAUGGCAUCCAUUGAGGUCAUCACAUCACAGGAGAAGGAGAUAACCAUCAAGAAGCCCAAUGGCGAGACGACAACAACCACCGUGCGGAUAUGGAAUGAGACCGUGUCCAAUCUCACUCUGAUGGCCCUUGGUUCCUCAGCCCCCGAAAUCCUGUUGUCUGUCAUUGAAGUGUGUGGACACAACUUCAACGCCGGAGACCUUGGCCCCAGCACUAUUGUAGGCAGCGCUGCUUUCAACAUGUUUGUCAUCAUUGGCCUCUGCGUCUAUGUCGUCCCCGAAGGAGAACAUCGGAAGGUCAAGCAUCUCAGGGUCUUCUUCAUGACAGCCUCCUGGAGCAUCUUUGCCUACAUCUGGCUUUACUUGAUUUUGGCCGUCAUCUCUCCAGGCGUGGUUCAGGUGUGGGAGGGGUUGCUGACUCUGUUUUUUUUCCCCCUGUGUGUCAUGUUUGCAUGGAUUGCAGACCGCCGCCUUCUGUUCUACAAGUAUGUGUACAAACGCUACAGAGCUGGGAAGCAACGUGGGAUGAUCAUAGAGACCGAAGGUGACCGGCCGCUUCCAUCAAAGGUCGACAUCGAGAUGGACGGCAAGAUGCUGAACUCUCACGCCGUGGACUUUCUGGAUGGAACCCUGGGUCUGGACUUGGAUGACAAAGACCUGGAUGAGGAGGAAACCAGGAGAGAUAUGGCUAAAAUUCUCAAGGAGCUGAAGCAGAAGCACCCUGAUAAGGAAGUAGAGCAACUAAUUGAGCUGGCUAACUACCAGGUCCUGAGCCAACAACAGAAAAGCAGAGCCUUCUAUCGCUGUCAGGCUACGAGGCUCAUGACCGGGGCGGGGAACAUUCUGAAGAAGCACGCUGCCGACCAGGCCAGGAAGGCUGUCAGCCUGCACGAGGUGCGCCCCGAAGUGGCGGACAAUGACCCAGUCUCCAAAAUCUUCUUCGAUCCGGGCUCGUACCAGUGCUUGGAGAACUGCGGUACCGUGGCUGUGAACGUCCUAAGGCGUGGUGGCGACUUAGGCAAGACGAUUUCGGUGGACUUCAGGACUGAGGAUGGCACUGCCAAUGCUGGGUCCGAUUAUGAGUUCACAGAGGGUGUCGUGGUCUUCAAGCCUGGAGAGACACAGAAGGAGAUCCGGGUGGGCAUCAUUGAUGACGACAUUUUUGAGGAGGACGAAAACUUCUUGAUCCACCUGAGCAACGUGAAGGUGGUGUUGGAGGGCAACGAAGAUGAGAACCAGGAAGCCAAUCAUGUGGAGACCGUGGCCUGCUUGGGGAUGCCUUCCACUGCCACCGUGACCAUCUUUGAUGACGACCACGCUGGCAUCUUCACCUUUGACGAUCCAGUGACACAUGUGAGCGAAAGCGUUGGCAUUAUGGAAGUGAAAGUGCUUCGCACCUCAGGGGCAAGGGGCGUGGUUGUUGUCCCAUACAAGACCAUCGAAGGUACAGCAAAGGGGGGAGGGGAGGACUUUGAAGAUUGCCAUGGAGUUCUGGAGUUCCAGAAUGACGAAAUAUUCAAAACUAUAAAGGUCAAAAUUAUUGAUGACGAGGAGUAUGAGAAAAACAAGGCCUUCUUCCUUGAAAUCGGCGAGCCCCGCCUGGUGGAGAUGAGUGAGCAGAAAGAGGAAGGGGAGCCAAUCGGUGAGGAGGAGCCCCUCACCGGGAAGGACGAGGAGGAGCGCCGCAUCGCCGAGAUGGGCCGGCCCAUGCUGGGUGACCACCCGAAACUGGAAGUGAUCAUCGAGGAGUCCUAUGAGUUUAAGAACACUGUGGAUAAGCUGAUCAAAAAGACGAACCUGGCCUUGCUAGUGGGGACAAACAGCUGGAGGGACCAGUUCAUCGAGGCCAUCACUGUCAGUGCCGGGGAGGACGACGACGACGAAGACUGUGGCGAAGAAAAGCUGCCCUCCUGCUUUGACUACGUCAUGCACUUCCUGACAGUGUUCUGGAAGGUUCUGUUUGCCUUCGUGCCACCCACAGAUUACUGGAAUGGCUGGGCGUGCUUUGUGGUCUCCAUCAUCAUGAUCGGUGUGCUCACCGCCGUCAUCGGAGACCUGGCGUCCCACUUUGGCUGCACCAUUGGGCUGAAGGACUCUGUCACCGCUGUGGUGUUUGUGGCUCUUGGCACCUCUGUACCUGAUACCUUCGCCAGCAAAGUGGCCGCCAUCCAAGACCAAUACGCUGACGCCUCCAUCGGCAACGUGACCGGCAGCAAUGCGGUCAACGUGUUCCUGGGCAUCGGCGUGGCCUGGUCCAUCGCCGCCAUCUACCACGGCAGCCACGGCAGGAGCUUCAUGGUGGAUCCGGGCAGCCUGGCCUUCUCCGUCACCCUUUUCACCAUCUUCGCGUUCAUCUGCGUCGGCGUGCUCAUGUACCGGCGGCGGCCCGAGAUCGGCGGCGAGCUGGGCGGCCCGCGGACUCCCAAAGUGCUCACCACCCUCCUCUUCGUCAGCCUCUGGCUCCUGUACAUUCUCUUCUCAUCCCUGGAGGCGUACUGCCACGUCAAGGGCUUCUAAACAGACCCCGCUUCAAUCAAAUCAAACGAAUCAACAGAAAAGCAACAGCGGAAAAAAGUUUUCACAAAUUUUUUGAUCUUCUCCAAGCUCCCCCACCCCUCCACCCCCCC